Molossus molossus (Pallas's mastiff bat) is the source of this 3838-nucleotide messenger RNA. RefSeq names its product dual specificity phosphatase 16 (gene DUSP16). Lineage: Eukaryota; Metazoa; Chordata; Mammalia; Chiroptera; Molossidae. The record is from RefSeq and is a predicted model, not a curated record. The transcript has 10 exons. Bases 906 to 2897 code for a protein of 663 amino acids. Gene Ontology annotation, cellular component: cytoplasm; nucleus. Gene Ontology annotation, biological process: negative regulation of MAPK cascade; protein dephosphorylation. Gene Ontology annotation, molecular function: protein tyrosine/threonine phosphatase activity; MAP kinase tyrosine/serine/threonine phosphatase activity.
AGACAGAGCUGCUAAAACUAUGAAAGACCUAAUCUAAUUUUUUUUUGGUCUUAGGUAUUUGUAUAUUCUGGCGAUCUACUAUUCUAGGGAGUGAUAGAUAGCUUGGGAGUGAAUAUGAUUUAAACUUACUCAUGCUUAGAGGGUGUGUGAAAUUGAGAAGCCAGGCUGAUCCAUCUACUCUGACCCUAACUGUGGUAGUAAAGUAAAUUGCAUGAAGAAAUAGGGUCCCAACGAUACAGAUGAGGAAACUAAGGCCUUAGAGAGACUAAGUGAUUUAUCCAAAGCAGUAAGAAGUGCCAGAACUGGAGCCAAGCUCUUUUGAUUCAUUUUCAGCAGACAUUCGUUUCAGCCAUAAAAAGCGUUAUUGGUUUCUCAGCUAUUGUGUGCACUGCUGAAACUAGUACCUGUGUUGCUUACUCUAAGAGCAGUGUGCUAGCUGGCUGCUUCUGUAGGGUAGUUUGGGAGAAGGAAGACGGUGUCCUGGAGCAGAUCGUGGCCGUUUAUAGAGUAUGAAAAGGUGGGAGGGACACAGCGAGAAAAAGCUUUCAGUCCAGUGUCAAGCUGUUGGAGUGAGGGACCAAAGGUAAAGAAUGAUGUAAUGCACUGGCUGCCCCAAAGCAUCUUUUGUUGUGGAAUGGUUAUUCCAGUCAUCUCUUUAUGAAUCAAAUGUGAGGGGCUGCUUUGUGGAAGGAGUCCUUUGCAAGAGCACAUCAGCAGGAAAGAGAAAGAGACAUUCACUUGGAGGGCUCUUGCUGAAAAUGGGUUUAACUCUCCUUUUGCCAGUCACCACCAGCCUGACCUCAUACAUGUUAGUACAAUGGAGUGGCUGAGCCUUUGAGCACAACACCAUUACAUCAUCGUGGCAAAUUAAAGGAGGAGGUGGGAAAAGAGCACUUACUGUUGUCAUGGCCCAUGAGAUGAUUGGGACUCAAAUUGUUACUGAGCGCUUGGUGGCUCUGCUGGAAAGUGGAACGGAAAAAGUGCUGCUAAUUGAUAGCCGGCCAUUUGUGGAAUACAAUACAUCGCACAUUUUGGAAGCCAUUAAUAUCAACUGCUCCAAGCUUAUGAAGCGAAGGUUGCAACAGGACAAAGUGUUAAUUACGGAACUCAUCCAGCAUUCAGCGAAACAUAAGGUCGACAUUGAUUACAGUCAGAAGGUUGUAGUUUAUGAUCAAAGCUCCCAGGAUGUUGCUUCUCUGUCUUCAGACUGUUUUCUCACUGUACUUCUGGGUAAACUGGAGAAGAGCUUCAGCUCCGUUCACUUGCUUGCAGGUGGGUUUGCUGAGUUCUCCCGUUGUUUCCCUGGCCUCUGUGAAGGAAAAUCCACACUAGUUCCUACCUGCAUUUCUCAGCCUUGCUUACCGGUUGCCAACAUUGGGCCAACCCGAAUUCUUCCCAAUCUUUAUCUCGGCUGCCAGCGAGAUGUCCUCAACAAGGAGUUGAUGCAACAGAAUGGGAUUGGUUAUGUGCUAAAUGCCAGCAACACCUGCCCAAAGCCUGACUUCAUCCCCGAGUCUCACUUCUUGCGAGUGCCUGUGAAUGACAGCUUUUGUGAGAAAAUUUUUCCCUGGUUGGACAGAUCUGUAGAUUUCAUUGAAAAAGCAAAAGCCUCCAAUGGAUGUGUCCUGGUGCACUGCUUGGCUGGGAUCUCUCGCUCUGCCACCAUUGCUAUUGCCUACAUCAUGAAGAGGAUGGACAUGUCCUUAGAUGAAGCGUACAGAUUUGUGAAAGAAAAAAGACCUACUAUAUCUCCAAACUUCAAUUUUCUGGGCCAACUCCUGGACUAUGAGAAGAAGAUUAAGAACCAGACUGGAGCAUCAGGGCCAAAAAGCAAACUCAAGCUGCUGCACCUGGAAAAGUCAAAUGAACCUGUCCCUGCAGUCUCAGAGGGUGGACAGAAAAGCCAGAUGUCCCUCAGUCCACCCUGUGCCAACUCUGCUACCUCAGAGGCAGCAGGGCAAAGGCCUGUGCAUCCUGCCAGUAUGCCCAGUGUACAGCCACCACUGUUAGAGGACAGCCCACUGGUACAGGCACUCAAUGGGCUCCACCUAUCCUCGGACAAGCUGGAAGACAGCAAUAAGCUCAAGCGUUCCUUCUCUCUGGAUAUCAAAUCAGUUUCGUACUCGGCCAGUAUGGCAGCGUCCUUGCAUGGUUUCUCCUCAUCAGAAGAUGCUCUGGACUACUACAAACCUUCCACCACUCUGGAUGGGCCUGGCAAGCUAUGCCAGUUCUCUCCAGUUGAGGAAGUAUCGGAGCAGACUCCAGAAACAAGCCCAGAUAAGGAGGAAGCCAACAUCCCUAAGAAGCCUCAGACUACCAGGCCUUCAGACAGCCAGAGCAAGCGAUUACACUCAGUAAGAACCAGCAAUAGUGGUGCCACCCAAAGGUCCUUCUUAUCUCCACUGCAUCGAAGUGGGAGCGUGGAGGACAACUACCAUACCAACUUCCUUUUUGGCCUUUCCACCAGCCAGCAACACCUCGCGAAGUCUGCUGCUGGACUGGGCCUCAAGGGCUGGCACUCAGAUAUCUUGGCUCCCCAGACCUCCACCCCUUCCUUGACCAAUAGCUGGUAUUUUGCCACGGAGUCCUCUCACUUCUAUUCCGCCUCAGCCAUCUAUGGAGGCAGUGCCAGUUACUCUGCCUACAGCUGCAGCCAGCUGCCCACGUGCAGUGACCAAGUCUAUUCCGUGCGCAGACGGCAGAAGCCCAGUGACAGGGCUGACUCCCGGCGGAGCUGGCAUGAAGAGAGCCCCUUUGAAAAGCAGUUUAAACGCAGAAGCUGCCAGAUGGAAUUUGGAGAGAGUAUCAUGUCAGAGAACAGGUCACGGGAAGAACUGGGGAAAGUGGGCAGCCAGUCUAGCUUCUCAGGCAGCAUGGAGAUCAUUGAGGUCUCCUGAGAAGACAGGCGCCUGUGACUCUAUUGACAGUUUUUUCUCGUUCACAAAAAAAUAUUCCCUGUAAAUCUGAAAUAUAUAUAUAUAUGUACAUACAUAUAUAUUUUUGGAAAAUGGAGCUAUGGUGUAAAAGCAAAAGAUGGAUCAACACAAUUGUUCUCAACAUCUGCAUUUGAGAGACCAGCUAAUAUUUCUCUCAACUGAAGUGGAAGGGCAGAUAGAUGCUAGAGUUCCCCGUAAACAGAUAAAAUAGUUCUAUGCAAUUAAUUGCACAUCCUCUCAUUCUCACUGAGUCAAGUUUUAUUUGGUGUUGGAGGACAAAAUCCCCUCCCGUUUUCAUGUUGUGCUACAGAGAUCUCAAGUACUAGUCUUUGUCCCUUCCUUCUAUAGUGCACCUUAGCGCUGAGACUGAGCCAGCUUGUGGGUCGGGUGGGUAGACCCUACUAGGGACAGAACCUAAUGGUAAAUCCAAGAGAAAUGAUCACGUCCAAAGCUGAUUCACAAAUCCAAGCUCACCGCACAGCCGAGUGAUUCGCGCAUCAUUCUCCUGUUCAGACCAUUAGGGGCCUUGCCAAGAUCUACUUUAGAGCAAACCCAGUACCUCAGACAGAAAGUCGGGGCUUUCACCACUACCAUGUCUGGGAGCCCGUUUUCUCGGCAUUGUGAAUAGGUAGGUAGCUAGUCACACUUUUCAGACCAAUUCAGACUGUCUAUGCACAGAUUUCCUGUUGGGCCUGGAUGGAGGUAGUUAAUAUUUUCUUUCCUCCUUCUCAGCUUUAUGAAGAAAGAGAAGGGAAAUCAUCUAGGUAGGAUUCAGUGCAACAGCCAGGAAUCUGGCAGCAUAAUGAUUUCAGCUAAGUUGGGAGGCUAAACAAGUCUACCUCCCUCCUUAUAAAGAAUUGCUCAAAAUGGAAUUACUAAUCCUUUAAAUGAAGAUUAACUUG